CCCUCCCAUUUUCAGCCCACUGUCUCGGCAUACCUGGCUUGUUACAUCAAAUUCCGGGGCGUAGGAACGACAGGAAGCUUACAAAUACAGCUGGGAGAGCCCACCGUUCCACUCUUCAUUACGAACUUGACUUGCAACACAGCGACUGUAACUUUGAGCAACUCUUCGAACUACUGUGAAUACUUAGGAGGGCUAAGGGCGGAGAAAAUGACUUGGAAAGUCCCAUUAGGAGUUUUACUCCUAUGCACCUUUGGGGAGGCUCUCAACAAAGGAUCUGUUUUCCUGGCCGAAAGCCCGCUGAGAAGCCCCGGAGUGACCGUGCACACAGCCAGGGGGUACUGCACCCGGACGUACGGCGCAUGGGCAGAGACGGCGUGCUGGCAGAACGUCAGGGACACCUGGACUAUUGGACUGGAUCUGUGCAAAUACGCUUGGCUGAAUGAUGGAACCGUGGCCCAGCCUAUCCGCUCGGGCCGAGAUGGCUGCGCGGCAGUGGGGGUCAGCCAGGUCAGCCCCCGGGAACAAGGAGGAACCUUCGGCGUCUGGUGCUACGUCGGUCGCCAUGUCGAGUGCGGAAGACUCGGUCAGUUCUCGUGUGGAAACGGCCUGUGUGUUCCUCACUGGGCGAGGUGUGACGGCGUCAACAACUGUGGAGACAACAGCGACGAACAGCAAUGUGGUGGAGUGUUCCUGUACCCAGCCCUGAGGGCAGGACCUUCUGUCAACUUCUGGAAUGCAUCUCGGACCUGUCAGGCUGUGGGGGCUCGUGUGGCCAGGUGGCAGGAUUUAGCAGAACAGUGGGCCAAGGGACUGGACAUCUGCAGGCAUGGAUGGCUCCAAGAUGCGACGACAGCCCAUGCAGUCCACAAGACACGAGCUGGCUGUGGGAAGAUCGGCCUCCAUCAUGAUGGGAGCUACGAGUGGAACGACAAGUUGGAUGUCUGGUGUAAGGCCCUGAGCUCCAGCUUCACCUGUGAGUCUGUAUCCCAGUACACCUGUAACAACCUGAACUGUGUUCCUAAGUGGGCCAUGUGUGAUGGGGUGGACAACUGUGGAGACUUCAGCGAUGAGCUGCCAGACCGCUGUAGAGCCAUCGCCCCUCCAGACUCCAGACGUCAGGGAUUUGUGGGUGUCAGUAAGGUGGUUCUGGUGUCAGACGAGCAGGGUGGAGACACCAUCACCUUCCUGCAGGCAGCGGACAGAUGUCUGCAGAUGGGCAUGCAGAUUGCAGCAUGGGAAGAGCUCCGGGACUCGUGGAUUGCUGGGCUCGACCUCUGCAGGAAUGGCUGGCUGUUGGAUGGAACCAUCGCCCACCCCAUCCACACUGCCCGAGAGAACUGUGAGGAAGUAGGUGUGAACCAUGAGGGGAGCCACGAGUACACCGAGGGAUGGGAUGUCUGGUGUAGGACCUACGGUACUCAUGAUUGCAGUUCUCUUGACCAGUUCAGCUGCUCUAAUGGCCUGUGUGUCCCACACUGGGCCAACUGUGAUGGAGUCAACAACUGUGGGGACAACAGUGAUGAGCAGCACUGUGGUCAUGCGUUCAUGUAUCCUGGUGAUGAGUCAGGUGGCAGUGUUAUGUUUUACGAGGCGGCAUCCGUGUGUGAGAAGGUCGGUGCCACUCUGGCUUCAUGGGAGGACUUGUACAAUGCUUAUACAGAAGGGCUGGAUAUUUGCAGGUACGGCUGGUUGAACGACGGGAGUAUUUCCCACCCCAUCCGCUCGAUCCGUGACGACUGCGGCCAGGUCGGAGUGAACCAUGACGGCAGCCAUGAGUACAGCUCCAGGUACGACGUUUGGUGCCAACCCAAGAACGGAGACUUCACCUGUGAUUCAGUGAAACAGUUCACCUGUAGCAACAAGUUGUGCAUCCCAUACUGGCUGGUAUGUGACUCCAUCAACAACUGUGGGGACAACAGUGAUGAGGAUGACUGUGGCCAUGUGUUCUUAUACCCUGGAAACCAAAUUGCAUCAUCUGUCACCUUCCUUGAUGCGAAGGCAAGGUGUGAGUCUGUCGGAGCUCGUGUUGCAUCGUGGGAAGAUCUGAGCUUCACCUGGCGCCAUGGCCUGGACAUCUGCAGGUAUGGCUGGUUAGAGGAUGCCACUGUGUCUCAUCCAAUCCACACGGCUCGGGAGGGUUGUGGAGAGGCAGGCAUCAACCAUGACGGGAGCCGUGAAUACACAGAAGGUUUUGAUGUGUGGUGUGAGCCAAAGUCUGCUGACUUCAGUAAGUGUUGUAUGAUCAUGUACGGCUGGUUGAACGACGGGAGUAUUUCCCACCCCAUCCGCUCGAUCCGUGACGACUGCGGCCAGGUCGGAGUGAACCAUGACGGCAGCCAUGAGUACAGCUCCAGGUACGACGUUUGGUGCCAACCCAAGAACGGAGACUUCACCUGUAAUUCAGUGAAACAGUUCACCUGUAACAACAAGCUGUGUAUCCCAUACUGGCUGGUGUGUGACUCUAUCAACAACUGUGGGGACAACAGUGAUGAGGAUGACUGUGGCCAUGUGUUCUUAUACCCUGGAAACCAAAUUGCAUCAUCUGUCACCUUCCUUGAUGCGAAGGCAAGGUGUGAGUCUGUCGGAGCUCGUGUUGCAUCGUGGGAAGAUCUGAGCUUCACCUGGCGCCAUGGCCUGGACAUCUGCAGGUAUGGCUGGUUAGAGGAUGCCACUGUGUCUCAUCCAAUCCACACGGCUCGGGAGGGUUGUGGAGAGGCAGGCAUCAACCAUGACGGGAGCCGUGAAUACACAGAAGGUUUUGAUGUGUGGUGUGAGCCAAAGUCUGCUGACUUCAGUUGUUCCAAGAUCAGCCAGUUCAAGUGUAAUAACCACCUGUGUAUUCCCUACUGGCUCCGUUGUGAUGGUGUCAACAACUGUGGAGACAACAGUGAUGAGAACUGUGAGGGAGGUGUUGAUGGACCAGGAGAGGUCACCAUCACUACCAGCAACUACGUCUUCCUGUUUGAAGGAGAUGGCGUGUUUGAUGCUGAGUUGGACACGGAUCUGUACACAUUCCUGGAGGCGACAGCAAAGUGUGCACAGUACGACUCCACUCUUGCCACAUGGGAAGACCUGAAGGAGGGCUGGGAUGCUGGUCUGGACCUCUGCGUGCACGGCUGGUUGAAUGAUGCAACGAUUGCCCAGCCCAUCCACUACCCCCGUGAGGUGUGCACCACUGCAGGUGUGGAUCACCUGGGCAGCCUGGAGUACUCCAUGGAGUUCCACAUCUGGUGCAAACCGGACACCUUCGUCGUUUGUGAGAAGAUUAAUCAGUUUGGCUGUAAGAACAAGCUGUGUGUGCCAUACUGGGCCAGGUGUGACGGCAUCAACAACUGUGGGGACAACAGUGAUGAGGACAACUGUGGCCAUGUGUUCCUCUGGCCUGGGAAGGAGACAGACAAGUCUGGUCUGGUGAAGUUUUGGGAUGCUGAGAAAACCUGUCAGGCUGUGGGGGCCAAACUGGCCAGUUGGGAGGACAUGUACAAAACCUUCAAUGCUGGUCUGGACAUCUGCAGGAUGGCGUGGCUGUCAGACAGCACCACAGUCCACCCCAUCCACACAGCAAGGGAAGGCUGCGGAGACCCCGGCAUUGUUCACUACGGCAACCAUGAACUGUCCUCAGAGUUCGAUGUCUGGUGUGAGCCAGUUCUGUCUGACUGGAGUUGUAAGAAGAUUGACCAGUUCAGCUGUGAUAAUGGCCUGUGUGUUCCACACUGGCUGGUUUGUAACGGCAUCAACAACUGUGGGGACAACAGUGAUGAGAAAUGUGGUAACCCAGCUGGCUUGGUGACCUUCCUGAUGCCCAACGAUAUGAUGGACCAGUACUCCACCCCUUACCCAGACGCAUCCGUCAUCUGCAACGGAGUAAACGCAGAGGUGGCAACCGUGGAUCAGCUGACUGCAGCCUGGAGAACUGGCCUGGACAUUUGUCGUAAGGGCUGGUUGGAUGGUGGUAUUGUGGGGUUCCCUCUUCAUUACCCACGUGUGUCUUGUAAGGAGGACUACGGCUCCGUCACAAAGAUACAGAACUAUGGAAACCAGUUCCAGUUUGACCUAUAUGAUGUCUACUGUACCUUCAAGGACAGCAGCAGCACUUGUGAAAGUGUUGGACAGUUUACCUGCAAGAAUAAGCUGUGUGUCCCCUUUAAACUGAAGUGUGAUGGCAUCAACAACUGUGGGGACAGCAGUGAUGAGGAGAACUGUGCACCCAAGCUGGUUUGCACGGAUGAUCUUGCUGAAGAAGAUUGCAGUCUGCUGCUGCAGCUGUUACAGGCUCUGCUGGCAGACAUCCAGACAGCCAGUGACAAGCUUGGUGGAGGUGGAGGUGGAGGAGGGACAGCUCCAGAGGAGGCCCUCAACCGGCUGAAUGACCUGUCUACGCAAGUUCAAAAUUUGAGGAAUCAGCUGGGCGACAUAUCUGCCCCGGCUAUACAGAAGCUGCGUGAUGCCAUCUUCGAAGCAGAUGGAGAAGCAACUGUUAUUGAUAACAAGGGGACUUCUGUGGCAGGAAAGGGGACCACAGAGAAAGACAGUGCAGACCAAACCAACAAGAGGGCAAUUGAUUUAGAAGCUCAAAUAAAGACACUGAAUGACAGGAUCGACAAACUGAAAGAACAGCUGGGUACAGAUGAUACAGAUGGUGGCACCAGUGCCGGGGACCUUGACGAGGCACUCACGAUCCUGGCUGAAAUCGAAGGACGGAAAACAAACGAUGUUAACUUUGAACCAAACAAGAAUGCAGCAGAUUCAGAGAAGACUGAAGUUGACAAACUGAACACUCAAGUUACUGACUGGCUUAAGGAAAGUGGUCCGACUGGGGUCAUUGUCAACAUGGAGGCAAAGAUAAACACUCUGAAUGACAACCUGAAUGACAUGGGAGAAGCCAUCGACAAAGCAAAUGAAGCGAGUGAUGAGGCUGCCCGAUUGAACCAAGUAAAUUCUGACCGCCUAGCUAACACAUCUCGGCUGGACAGUGCCAAGGCUGCAGCUGAUGACCUGACUGACACAGUCAACACCGCACAGACAAACCUGGAGGAAGCCAAGAAGGCUUUCGAGGAGGGGAAAGCAAACAAGAAUAACAUUGAUGGGUACAAGGAAAGGAUUACAGAGGGCAGAACCAAGGUGCAGGAAAAGAUGGACAACUUGGGAGAUCUUGACGCUAUGGAAGCAAAGGUGAAGCAGGCAGAAGAACAUGGAUUGGAACAGCAGGAAAAGUACAAACUCGUCCAAGAAAAGUUGAAGGACAGUGGGGGUGAUAUGUCCCAAAAGGCAAUGCAAGCAAUCAAAGCUUAUGAAAAUGUUGUGACAAAGAUUGACGAGGCAGAGGCUGCUGCUAAGCUGGCUAGGAAGACAGCACGUGAUGCCAAAAAGAUGGUGGAGGAUGGUAACUUUGAUACCACAGCAAGGACAACCAAACAGGAGAGCGAGGCCAGUCUUAAAAAAGCCGAAGACCAGAGAGAUGAACUGAAUGACUUGAAGCCCAGGCUUGAUGCUCUAGAUGUGGCCACUACUGACCUGGAGACUGGUCUGCAGAUGGGCCAUGACCAGCUCCAGGCACUUAACGAUGAGCUCCUCAAACUUGAAAGUCCUAACCCCGGUGUUGACCAGGCUAAGAUCAAUAAGGCUGGCAAGCGAGCCACUGAAGCAAAGGCUUCCAUUGAAGACAUCAUAUCCGGACAGUAUGGGACUGACCAGAACCUUGAUGGAGCACUGAAAAGUGUGAAAGAGCUGGAAGAUGCAGCUGCUACAGGAGGUGGAGGAGGGGGCGGCGGCCUCGGAGAUAUUGACAACACUUUGGAGUCUUUGCGUGCAAAUAUAGCCAAGAUCAGUUCACUGAAAUUGGAGCUAGAAGGCGAAAUAAAUAAUAAGAACACGGAAAUUAACACCUUCAAAGGAUCCAUCGAUGUGAUACAGAGGAUGAUCCGGGAGGCGAGGGCAACUGCAAAUGGGAUCAACAAUGUUCCCAUGAACUUUGGUGGUAACACAGCAGUCCGACUGGACACCAGGAGUCAACCUCUGGACAGCUACUUCACUGACAACAAGAAUGUGUUUGACAUGUCCAUGGCAGUCAAUCAUGUGGGAGAUGGCACAGUGCUAUUUAUUGGAGACCCAAACAAUGCAAACGCUGACUAUAUUGGCCUGGAGAUUGUGGAUGGAAGGCUGAGAGCCUCCACCAACCUUAAUGGUGGUGGUGGAAGCAACUUCGUCUUUGGCCUACUGAGCUCAAAUGUACUGACUUCAAACCAGUGGGAGACGGUCAGGCUGGAGAGGGUUGGAAACUAUCUAAAACUGACUGUUGGAGAUAAUGACCCACUAGAAGGUGAAGCAAACAACAACUACAUCCUGUUUGACAUGCCAGAGAAUGGCGGCAUCUGGGUGGGCGGAGUGGAUGGAACUGCCCUUCCAUCAGGCUUGGCCUUGGGAGGUCGAGGUUUCAUUGGACACAUUGACAACCUGAAGUUCGGAGAUGACACAGUGCCUUCUUCUGGCCUGUGGAACUUCCGAGUAGCAGACAACUUGCCAACAGAUCUUCCUAUUAGGGAGAUGAGCACCUCAAUAGUGACUUCAAACAUCAUGUACUUUGAUGGAGGAGGCUAUGGCCACACCAGGGAGAACAUUGAGGUGGAUGUUGGUAAAGAUCGCCAGUCUAUUUUUAGUGGUUCCGUACGUCCUGCAGGCCCAGAUGGCCUUAUCUUCCUCUAUGGUGAUCAGGCUAUGUUCAUUGCUAUUGGGGUGCGAAAUAACAGAAUUGUUGCCAUGAUCAAGCCGGAAUCAGGACAAUAUCAUGAAAAAGAAUCACCCAGUACUGUCUCUGAUAUGCUGCAGAAGACAAAUUAUAUUCAUGUGGCAUUGAUCAUCAACUUCAAUGCCAACCCAUGCCCAGGAGGUGUGAUUUUUAUGAUACAAAGGAAACCGGAAUGUCUUCAAAUUGGAAAGAUUUCUUCAGUACCCAAGAAGUUGAACAUGAUGGCUGACGUUGGGGGACUUGAUGAAACAAAGAAGGCUAACCUUGAUAGCAGGCUGAUGAAAGAGGGAUACAAAGGGUGCAUCAAGCAGCUCCAAGUGUUGGUACAGGACAAGCAGAUUGUGCAUGUUGGCAGCCUUGCAACAACACAGUGCCCUGUUCUGGUUCAAAGCCUGGAGUUCUCUGGGGUGGACAGCUAUGUGAACAAAAAAUGGCCAACAAGUCGGACGACUUACGAUGUGUUUGAAGCCACCUUCACCUUCCAGACACAGUCUGACAAUGGGGUGAUGCUGCUAGCAAAGCAUACCACUCAAGGGGUGUUGUGGGCAAUUUCCAUGAGCAAUGGUAGGGUUAUUUUUGCUGCCUUUGGAGACAACGCCAAUGUGGGAGCAUCCCGUGUGACCAGCCAGAAUACUUAUAACGACAACAACGAGCAUUACAUCCUCGUACGACGAGUAGGCCAAAUGCUGUUCCUGCAGCUGGACGACAACAUUGCCCCCAACAUCAACACCAACAACAACUUCAACCGAGGAACCUUUACCACCAGUGAGCUCAUCCUGGGUGGACCAGACCCCAACACAAAUGUCACACCGGGCCCCCAACAGCUGGUCGACAACACUGGGCACUUCCAAGGCUGCAUCAAGAAACUCAUCUUCAGAAAUGGAGCUAAAGAAGAUGGACUUGUGGACUUCAUCGAUGCCACAUCCAGCAAUAACGUGAACUUUGCUGGGACAUCGUGUGCUUCUAACUGACCUAGUCUCAGCAGCCAUGAUAACAUACCAAUGGAAUAUAAAGGGUCACAAGGCAAAAUGAUAGAAAAUCAUGCUUAACUUCAAUCUGUUAAUUAGUUUGAGAACCUUUUUCAAUGUAUUAUUUCAGAUGUGUAUUGAAAGGAUGAUAUACUUAAUCCAGUACAUCUAGACUGAGUUGAAAAAUCUCAAAGUCAUUUCUAACUUAGCUAAAACAGGCAGGGAUCAAUCUCCAAGCAGAUGUUGGCAGGGCACAUCAUGUGUUAGGUACUGUAUAUGUAAUUCUGCCUUAAAAAUAGACAGGACGAGAUUAUGCCUUUUGGUGGUCAAAUUAUUUACUGCAGUUUUAACCAAUUUGCUUCUUUCAUCUUUAAUUUUUUCUUUAUUUCAGACAAACACAAUAAAAACAAUACACAUUGAAAUAAUACAGACUCAAAUAUAUACAAACAAAGGACAUACACACAAUCAAGUCUUACAGCCUAGCUGCAUAAUGACCCUUACGUGUAAUGGAAGAAGGAGUUUCUGUAAUGAGUUUUAAUGUUUUAUUUCCUAUGAUUUCAAACGUUAUAUCUUGUAACUCUAGUACUAUCAGCUUUUUUCUUGGCUAUUUUUGUAGUCAUAUAGUUAGUGUGAUAAAGAAUAACUACUAACAAACAUCAUGAGAUAUAAUAUGCUGUAGAGCAGUUUUACCAUAGGUUCAAUUAAUGUUGCAGAUAAUUGCAAUGAAAGCAUCUACAUGUACAUGUAACGUUUUUGUCUGGAAUCUUUAAAUUGGUGUUUAAAUCUCUUUGAAUUAUUGUUACAUGUAUAUUACAGUAUAUCAUAUUGGCCAAUUUUGCUCUGUAAGUCAAAUGUAGUCAACAUGUAUGUAAGGGUGACCGGGUGACUGUCUAAAAUUGUUUAGAAAGUAAAGGUUACAGCAAAGUUAUAUGAUCACACAUAAUUAUGUCACAAUUAGCAUGUUAAUUACAUGUAACAUUAGUCUUUUGUUAACAAUAGUCAGUAGACUUCUCUUCCAUCUACAGCUCAACUUAUCUGUGAUGAUCAAGCAAUUUUUUUUCUUUUGUCUAAAACUUAAAGACAAUUAGUCACUUGCAGUAAUUUAAUUGCUCAAACAAAUCUCAUAUAUUACACAAUGAAAGUUUCUGACCUUUACCAUAUUUCAAAAUACAUUUAACAAAACAAAUUUACUAAACGUAAUUUCCAUUCAUAGAUACGAAAAGGAAUUAUUACUUAGACUACUAGGUUGCUACAAUGUAUGGAUAUUGGCUAUCAAUAAAUGCCAUUCUUUGGU
Messenger RNA from Branchiostoma belcheri (Belcher's lancelet), 9007 nucleotides. RefSeq lists its product as uncharacterized. The transcript is spliced from 54 exons. Gene Ontology annotation, cellular component: plasma membrane. Gene Ontology annotation, molecular function: protein binding; hyaluronic acid binding. The record is from RefSeq and is a predicted model, not a curated record. Gene Ontology annotation, biological process: cell adhesion. NCBI's taxonomy places the organism in Eukaryota, Metazoa, Chordata, Leptocardii, Amphioxiformes, Branchiostomatidae. Bases 208 to 7716 code for a protein of 2502 amino acids.